AUGAUUUAUGGUGUAUGGGCUACUGUUGAGUUUAGUAAAUUUAUUAGAUUUAAAAGUACUGAUAUUGAUAGUGAUAAUAUGGAGGGUGAUAAAAAAAAAAUUGAAUUAGUUGGGUUGAGAAAGACAAAUUUAGCCUUACAAAAGAUGUUUCUUUUUGAUUGUUUUGCCUCAAUGGUAUAUGCCAUCAUUAUUUUGUCAUUUCCUGGGCAAAUUUUAAAGUUUACCUUAAAUAAACCUGGAAAUUUGGAUAGUUUUCAUAAGUUGUACUGUAGGUAUUUUGGUGCUUACAUGUUAUAUUCAGUUAUCAUGUCUGCUGCUGCUGUUUCAUUAAACCCUAGACAACAAAAAUUUUAUGCCAUCCAAAGAGCAAUCACACAGACGAUAACUUUUGUUAUACAUAUUUAUGGUCAUUGGAGUUUAGGAAUAUACUCUCCUAAUCAUAUUACACCAUUUAUGAUCAGUGGAUUUUAUAUAACAUUUAUUUUAUCAAUUUAUUUUCGUGUAAAAAGUCGUGAUGAGGAGUCAAAUGAUGAGGAAAUAGAAUAUUUUGAUGAUAAUGAGGAUGACUCAACUAUUGACAAUGUGGUAAAUUAUGAAGGAAAAUUGAAGACUAAUUAG
Strongyloides ratti is the source of this 618-nucleotide messenger RNA. RefSeq lists its product as hypothetical. The transcript has 2 exons. Lineage: Eukaryota; Metazoa; Nematoda; Chromadorea; Rhabditida; Strongyloididae. The coding region runs from base 1 to 618 and encodes 205 amino acids. The record is from RefSeq and is a predicted model, not a curated record.